This is a messenger RNA of Drosophila innubila, 317 nucleotides long. Its product is annotated as small lysine-rich protein 1. Lineage: Eukaryota; Metazoa; Arthropoda; Insecta; Diptera; Drosophilidae. The transcript has 2 exons. The record is from RefSeq and is a predicted model, not a curated record. Bases 36 to 308 code for a protein of 90 amino acids.
GCCGCGUUGGCUAUUGUUUGGUGUUUCAAUUUUUAAUGGCCGCCAAAAGUAAAAAGAAACGUAAUAGCAAAGAUUCUACAUCUAGCAAUGCUGGUAGUGGCGAAGGCGAUGAUAAGAAAAAGAAAGACGGCGCCGCGGGUGGCAGCAAGAAAAAAGCCGGUGUCGGUAAAUCCAUAGGUUGUGACAUUUUCAAUGAUGCAGCCAUGGAGAAUGCCUACUAUGUGUGUCACAAUGUGCAGGAUGUGCUGAAAUCUCGUGGCUUUCCAUGGCCAGAUGGCCAAAAGAAGAAAAAGAAGGGAAAACGUUAAUCAGGCUAA